Aspergillus versicolor CBS 583.65 is the source of this 567-nucleotide messenger RNA. RefSeq lists its product as uncharacterized. Bases 1 to 567 code for a protein of 188 amino acids. The record is from RefSeq and is a predicted model, not a curated record. The transcript has a single exon. Lineage: Eukaryota; Fungi; Ascomycota; Eurotiomycetes; Eurotiales; Aspergillaceae.
AUGGAUCAAAAAGGCCCAAAAGGCCGUGACAACCGCGACGGAGAUGACAACGACGAUGGCAAAAGUUCAACCCCAGAGACCCCCGAGGAGGUCCAACGCCGCAUAGCGGGGCUCUCAAUAUCGCAAGAAACCCACAACACGAAUGAUUCCACAUCAUCACGCUCAGAUCACUCGAAUAAACCCCAGGAAGAUAAAUAUGAACAGGGCCAGCGACAAGCACGCGUUGAUGACGAGUUAGGUACCGAAGACGAAAGCUCAAGAACCUUUAGGAUAAACACACUCAGGGGGGAUGCUGAUGAACAAGACAAUGAUGAAGAACAGGAAGAGACCAGGAAAAUCGAGCCCGAUGAAUUGAAGAAUAUUCUGUUUAGUUUUGAAACGCCGCGCGAGGUUGAUCUGCGUGUCAAAAUUUCGGGAGACUUAAAUGUUACUAUAUUGUAUGUUCCCUGCCUGAAAGUUUUCUUACAUGGGUCUGGGCUAACUAGAGAACAGGGCGUGAACACUCUUCGAGGAGCCUUGAUGUUCGAGAGCUCGAUCAGAGGCGUAUUCGGACAUUACCUCUGCUGA